AUGACUUCAGUUGACUUUUAUAGCUUCAAUGAGCUUUCAAUUAUUUCACUAUGCUCCAAAACAAAAAGUCUCCAAUUUUUAAGUCCCAUUCUCCCCUUGCUCUCAUGUCAUUGCCAAACUUCAAAUUUCAAACCCAGCUAUGCCAACCUUAAUUUGAUGGGCCUUGUUAGGCUGUUAGGCCUAGUUCAAUCUCAGAUGCUCAAAUAUUUCUAUUAUCUUGCCAACAGGGUUGAAGAGAUGGUCUGUGACCUUUACAUCUGCAAAUCCUUCUUCAAUGUGCAAACUAGGUGGCUGAAGAGUCUGUUGUCCCUGAGUAGGAGAUCUGGAUGCUCAAAGGGGUGCUUGAGGGAGGUGAAGACCCUGACAUAUGAUGAGUGCCUCACUGGUAAUUUCUUGGCAAUGCCCUCAAUUCCUGCUGACCCUCCUGUGAAGGCUGCUGUCCCAGAUGAUCCUUCUAUGGAGGUUUCCAUUCCUGAGGUGCUGCCUGCAGAAGCCGUCACUGAGGAUCCCAGGUAUAACUAUGGUAUGGUCACUUCAGUCACCCAUUUUUGGGUACCUAUGAGGUUAUCCUUGAAAUAG
Messenger RNA from Laccaria bicolor S238N-H82, 579 nucleotides. RefSeq lists its product as uncharacterized. Bases 1 to 579 code for a protein of 192 amino acids. The record is from RefSeq and is a predicted model, not a curated record. The transcript is spliced from 6 exons. Lineage: Eukaryota; Fungi; Basidiomycota; Agaricomycetes; Agaricales; Hydnangiaceae.